Messenger RNA from Babesia ovata, 582 nucleotides. RefSeq names its product adenylate cyclase, putative. The record is from RefSeq and is a predicted model, not a curated record. The transcript is spliced from 3 exons. Lineage: Eukaryota; Apicomplexa; Aconoidasida; Piroplasmida; Babesiidae. Bases 1 to 582 code for a protein of 193 amino acids.
AUGGUUGAAUGCAUCUCCGUGGAUUCCAUCCAGGCCAACUCUGCAGUCGAUAUGGGCGGGGCAGACUCAGUACUUGCCGGACGUAGUGAAAAGCUGCCAUUCACGGAUUUCGUCUUUAACAUUGCGGCGGCCAUCGAUGAGGCUGGAGCACUGCUGCUGUUCGAGGUUGACGAGCUCGUCCAGGACCUGUGGGUCCGGUUGGAGAUUAGCCUCCCGUUCCCGGCUUUUCUCGAGCAGGUUCCUGUGCAGGUUAUAGGCCUGCAUGAGCGCGCUGUACAGCGCGUUUUUAUGCUGGACGCUGAGGUGGACGCCCUCCCUCCGCUGCAGGAGGUCGGGGUAGAGGUCCUGGCUCCAGAGCAGCCUUAUGAGCUGCGGCAGCUCCCUUACACCACGCAUGCGGUCGACCAAAUUGCGUAUGAGUAUGUUUUCGUCGGCGUCGUUGCGCUCGAAGUCCUUGAGCGGCCAUGCCUUCUUGACGUUACCGUACAUGCGGGUGGCGAACGCCCUGACCCUGCUUUCUGCGGAACCCGUACGCUUUCGCAAGAGAUCCGCAAUAAGCUCCCUCAACCGCUCGUUGCAUGA